Molecule: messenger RNA, 1937 nt
Organism: Numida meleagris (helmeted guineafowl)
Lineage: Eukaryota; Metazoa; Chordata; Aves; Galliformes; Numididae
Product: butyrophilin subfamily 1 member A1-like
Exons: 11
Coding region: 44-1615 (523 amino acids)
Molecular function (GO): protein binding
Source: RefSeq, a predicted model, not a curated record
CCUCUGUUACUUUCAUUUUUGAGCGGAGGCGGUGCAGAAGGAAAUGGGCAGCCAGCCGGCUGUGACAUCUCAUUCAGCCGUUGCAUUUCCUGCUCCCCGUCCUCCACCCCCCGUUGGCAGAGCCAGGAGCACAGGGCGGGUGUGCUCUGUGACGAGGAUGUUUUUUGGCUGCCGCCUCUGCUGCUCUCUGCUGGCUUUUGUCAUUUGCAGUUCCAUUUUCCACGUUCGUGAGCUGCAGUCAGCCCCGUUCAGCGUGCAGGGUCCCCCCGACCCUGUGGUUGUGGCUGUGGGGCAGGACGUGGUGCUGCCGUGCUGCCUGUCCCCGGAGCAGAGCGCACAGGACGUGGAGGUGACGUGGUUUCGGGACCAAUUCACACCCUUCGUGCAUCGCUACAGGGAUGGCCAGGACCACUAUGGGGACCAGGAGAUUCAAUACCAAGGGCGCACGGAGAUGCUGAAAGAUGGCCUCGCCAAUGGCAGCAUGAACUUGAGAAUUUUCCGUGUGCAGCUGUCUGACAAAGGGCAUUACACCUGCUUCGUUCGCAGCGGUUUGGAAUACGACGAGGCUGUGGUGGAGCUGAAGGUGACAGCCAGCGGCUCGGCCCCGCUCAUCGCUCUGCAGCGCUACCAGGACGGCGGCAUCCGCGUGGCGUGCAGCUCGGCCGGCUGGUUCCCGCAGCCCCAGCUGCUGUGGCGGGACCCCCAGGGGCAGUGGCUGCACUCCCUCUCCGAAAACGUCACCCAGGACGAGGGAGGGCUCUACACAGCAGAGAGCGUCCUCGUCCUCGUCGGCGGCGUGAGCCAGGAGCUGGCCUGCGUGGUGAGGGCUGCGCUGCACAGCCAGGAGAAGGAGUCCACGUUCUCCAUCGCGGAUCCCUUUUUCCAAAACGCCAGACCAUGGAAGAUCGCCCUGAGCACGGUCCUGGUUGCGGUGGUCGCUCUCUCCAUUGUUGCUGUUUAUCUGUUAAAAAUCAAAGGAAAAUAUGAGAAAAAAAUAGCAACACAAGCUGCAGCGCUGGGGGACCGUGAUGCCAAAAUUGAGAAACAAGCCGAGGAACUUGUGUGGAGAAGAUAUGCAGUGCCGAUUGAAGAAGCGGAGGUGGUUCUGGACCCAGACACUGCCCACUGCGACCUGGUCCUGGCUGAUGAUGGCAGGAGCGUGACGCGCACGGACCGGCGCCAGGACGUCCCCAGCUGCCCCGAGCGCUUCAAUCCCUGGCGCUGCGUGCUGGGCCGCCAGGGCUUUGCGGCGGGGAGGCACUGCUGGGAGGUGGAAGUGGUGCUGGAUGGAGGGGGGUGGACCGUGGGGGUCUCUCGAGAGGAUGUGAGGAGGAAGGGGGAGAUUGAGUUCGGCCCCGAGGAGGGCAUCUGGGCCGUGGGGCAGUGGGCAGGGCAGUUCCAGGCGCUCACGUCUCCGGAGCGCACGCUCCUUGCCCAUGUUCACACUCCCACACGGGUCCGGGUCGCUCUGGAUUAUGAGAUGGGCCGGGUGGCGUUCUUCAGCGUGGACGAGGAGAUCCCCAUCUUCACAUUUCCACCGGUGUCAUUCCAAGGGGUAAGAGUCCACCCCUGGGUCUGGCUGGGUCCCGGUACGAGGCUCAGAAUGUGGCCCUGAUGAAGAGGAGGAGGAAAGCGAAGGUGCUGUGUGUGUGCCGUAGCCCGCGGGCUCUCAGCGGGACUGAGGUGGGAAGGAACGCGGGGAGGUGUCCGCUGCGAUCUCCUGCCCGGAGCCGGGCUAAGCGCAGAGCUGCCUUGGGUGGCUUUGGGCACUGUUGCAUCAUCCGAAAUCUGGGAAGAAAACUCUCUAACUCCAAUGUGGCAUCAGAAAGCGGAAUGCCUCUAUUCCUCAUGAUAGGGACCAGGCAAUUUGACAAACAAGUGUGCACUGUUGGAGUUCAGGUUCUACGUUUAAACCAUUAAAACGUACACAUGCGGUA